AUGGCGUGGCAGUCCUUAAUGGGGGCCAACAGUGUGGCAGUGCUAUUGGAUGGAUGCGUAAAAAAACUUACAGAAUGUAGAGGUCCUUUCGAACACGAGCCGGUGGGCCUCGAGCGGAGAAAGGAGGAGGAGGAGGAGGAGGAGGAGGAGGAGGAGGAGGAGGAGGAGGAGGAGGAGGAGGAGGAGGAGGAGGAGGAGGAGGAGGAGGAGUAG
Messenger RNA from Closterium sp. Naga37s-1, 213 nucleotides. The record is from the annotation of a GenBank genome assembly. Lineage: Eukaryota; Viridiplantae; Streptophyta; Zygnematophyceae; Desmidiales; Closteriaceae.